This is a messenger RNA of Cooperia oncophora, 297 nucleotides long. The record is from the annotation of a GenBank genome assembly. Lineage: Eukaryota; Metazoa; Nematoda; Chromadorea; Rhabditida; Trichostrongylidae.
AUGAAUGCGGUCAGCUGCUUAUUGCAAUACGUGAUCGUCCUUCUCAUAUUGCAUUCUACUGAAGUGUAUGGGUCUGGACAGAAUCGAUCUAGUGAAAAAACUAACCCUUCGACGAGUUCCACCGACGUUGCAACCGGAAAAACCAGUCCCGAGGAUGGAUACAUCCAGUCCAGCUCCAGAGUCAACAACGAAAUCUUCCGCAUUAACUACUAUGACAGCUGGUUUUUCGCUUCUGAUUCCAUUUAUGCUAUCAGAAGCUCGAUUUUUGAUUUGAAGAGCACAGUUGCUAAAAAGUAA